Pediculus humanus corporis (human body louse) is the source of this 13650-nucleotide messenger RNA. RefSeq names its product ciliary dynein heavy chain, putative. Gene Ontology annotation, biological process: microtubule-based movement. Gene Ontology annotation, cellular component: dynein complex. Gene Ontology annotation, molecular function: dynein light intermediate chain binding; dynein intermediate chain binding; minus-end-directed microtubule motor activity. The transcript has 75 exons. The record is from RefSeq and is a predicted model, not a curated record. Lineage: Eukaryota; Metazoa; Arthropoda; Insecta; Psocodea; Pediculidae. The coding region runs from base 1 to 13650 and encodes 4549 amino acids.
AUGGGAGAUAAAACUGCCGAGGAAGAUCUUCGAUUAGAAUUUAUUAGUGAUUAUCUCUCGAAAACAUUACGUCUUAAAUCCGAUAAAUGGCCAAAAUUGCUUGGAAAUGAAGAUUAUAAGUCUGUUUUAAUGGAAUUUUUAAAUAAUCCUAAAGUAAAAACAAUUAUUUUUACAAUUAAUAAUUCUGGAUUACUACAACCCCUUCUCACAUAUCCUCCCAAUCCCAAAAAUAAAUCAGUUUACUUUAUUAAAAAAGAAGAAGAAGCUGCAACGGUCGAAAACAUUUCUAAACUUUGUAUUUUCGGUGACAUGGCUCCUAAUCCUGUAGAAGAAUUGUCUGUUUUAAUUGAAGAGUUAUUUGUACCACUUCUAUCCAAUCCUGACAAUCAAGAAGGGUGGCCUAAGUGUGUAGCAGAAGAUGUAAUGACGCAUAUUCAUGCAUUUAGAGGAACAGUUUAUCAAAUAAAAGGCAAAAUUACCGGACAGACUCUUUUACCCAUGCCAGUUGGAAUAGAAAAAGUUUAUCAAGAAGUUCAAAAUUUAAUUGAAUCACAAGGUAAAUCAGUAAAUCUUCAACUAAAAAGUGCUAUUGAAGGUGCAGUUAUUAAAUGGGCUCAUCAGAUAAAUGAUGUUUUAUCUGAAUCUACUGAUAUUUUGUUUAAAAACAAUAAUCAUCCAUUGCCUGAAUCAGAGAUAAAUUUUUGGAAUCAACGUUUGAAAAAUUUAGAAUCUAUAUUUGAUCAAUUAAGAGAUCCAAGAAUUAAAAAAAUGGCAAUUGUUUUAGAGAUUACAGAGAGCAGUUACACACUUACUUUUAAAACUUUCUUUAGAAAUUUAGUAGCAGCCAUUAUUGAAGCUAAGGAUGUGUGUUUACAUCUAAACCCUUUAUUAAAAAUGUUUGAUGAUUUUCAAGGACUUGAUUUUAAUGUAGCCACUCAAUAUUUGGAACCAAUUUUACAUUGUAUUUGUUUGGUUUGGGCACAUAGUAGAUAUUAUUGUCUUUCUAAAAGAAUAGUUACUUUAUUAAAAAUGUUUGGAAAUAGUAUUGUUGAACAGUGCAUGAAACAAAUAGAUCCUGGUUCGGUUUUUCAAGGAGAUCAAGAAAAUACAAGAAAUCAUAUAAUUUUUUUUGAAAAAAAACUAAGUGAUUUUCUGAAAACAUUUGAAAAAUAUCGGGAAGCAUUAUUAACUUAUUUUCCGGAGGGUAUCGAACCUAAACCUUGGAGUUUUAAGGCACACAUUCCUUUUCAAAGACUUAUUGAUUUUAUUGAAAGGCUGAAUAAAUUAAUUGAUUUUUUAGGAACAGUCGUAGAUUUUCAAAAACUGGAUCGUAUUGAGUUUGCCGGAAUCAAAGGAAGAAAUUUAGGAUUUAAAAUACAGGAAAUGAUGAAUGAAUUUCAAACUGCUUGGAUGAUUUUCAAUACAGCCACUUACGAUUGUUUAGAACCUGACGUUAAUUCUUUUAUAAUUGAUUAUGAGAAAUUUCAAUUAAUAGCUUAUGACUUUGAUAGACGUCUUGCAUCAAUUUUUGUUCAAGCUUUUGAUGAAUGUUGCAAUCUUGAAAGUUUAUUUAAAUUGUGUAACAUUAUGGGAUCCUUUGCUAAGAGACCUGUUAUAAAAAAAACACUUGAGCCCAAAUACAAAAUAAUUUUGGAAUAUUUCGAAGAAGAAUUAAAUAUGUGUAAAAAAAUUUACGAUGAAAUGCUAUUAGAAUAUCAAAAAACUGGUUUUUACAAAGUUGAUCGAUUUUGGGCGCAGGUAUCCGGUAUUAUUUGCUGGAUUAUUAAAAUGAAGGGAAGAGUUGAUUACCCUAUUGAACCAAUGAAAAUGUUAGAGUAUCCUAUUUUAGAGUCUCCCGAAGCUCAAUAUUUGGUUGACAAACAUGAUCAAAUGAUGACACUAUUAGAUAAUUUGGAGAAAACUACUUUGGAUAAUUGGACAAAAAAAGCACCAGGAUUAAUAGAUGUUUGUUUAAGAAAACCAAUGCUGAUAAGAAGCACUGAUAACAAUAUGCUUUCAUUAAACUUUGAUCCCAUUCUUGUUUGCAUGUUCAGAGAAAUUCGAUACUUGAAUGCAAUUGGUCCUUAUCCCUUUCCAAUUGCCAUAACAGAAUUUUAUGAUAGAGUCGAGCAGUUUUAUUCAUUCGUUCAUAAUUUAAAUCAGUUAAUAAGCUGGUAUAAUCAAAUUAGGCAAAGAUCUCGACCUGUGGAAUUUAACCUUUUUGAAGAUGAAAUAACAUUAAUUGAUAUGCUAUUAGAUGGAGGAAUUCAAUAUUUAGAUUGGAAUUCUCCUGAGGCGGAAGUUUUUAUUUUAAAAUCUCGUUAUCUGAUAAAAAAACUGUUUGACAGAGUUAUAGAAGCUCAAGAAAAUGCUGCAUUAAUUUAUCAAUUAAUAUUUCAAUGGAGUAAUGAGCCUCUCUAUGAAAGGACUGCACCACGUCAACUUUUAGGAUACGAAGAUAGGGUUCACAGAGUUAGAACCAGUAUCACUCAAGCCGGUGAAGAUAUUCAUGAAUUAAUACAAAUAAAUUAUCAUUUGCUUCUUGAUAUUCCUUUACCAGAGCAUUUAAUUGCAUCCGACGAUGAAAAAAAAAUCGAAGAAGAAGAAGAAGAAGCUGUUGGAGGUACAGAAGAAGAACAGCCAGUAGCAGUAAAAAAAAAGAAAACGCAUUUAAAGAAAAGAAGAAUUGAAGAACCCAUAAGUCCUUUACUUGCGGGAGUUUUGGAUCCUCCUCGACUUUUACCACCUCUUGAUUACAGAAAAGACGAUUUAAGAAAAAAAAAGGCACAAAAGUCGGAUAAAGAUGGUGAGCGGCCUAAAACACACGAUACGCCUGCACCAGGUCCUCCAGCUUCUUUUACAUUAAGUCCUUCCGUUCCACAACAAUCCCUUGAAUAUUUAUGGGAACAAAGAAGAAUUAAAUGGGAAGCUUAUUUAGAUUACGUUGAUCAAGUGGUUGUCGCGGGAAUAUUAAGCUCCAUAGCAUGCAGUAUUGGUUAUUUAAUAGAUGAAACUGACUCAUCUGUAAAAGAUCGUUUGCCUCUUUUUGAAGUUUCGUUGGAACUUCAAGAACCUAGUUUAAUUUUUAUUCCCUCUCUUGGUGAAAAUUCUGCUUUCAUGGAUUUGAUAAACCUUAUAGAAGAAGACAUAUUUAACGUUGGGAAAUUAAUUCGUAGAGUAGCAUCACAUAAAGAAUGGCCUGAUUACGAGUAUGAAGCAAGAGGUUGCUUAGAUCUUCAUGAAAUGGGUGCAGAACUCAUCGUGCGAGCCAAAGUUGUCAUGUUCGAUGCCCUUCGUUAUGCAGAUACCCUUUUGGAAUAUUCUUAUUUAUGGUUGGACGAUAAGCAGGAAUGCUUGAGCGUUUUCUUAAAAUAUGGUAGAUUAUUGACAAAAGAAGAACAAGAAAUCGUUCUUACAACGGGAGAUGUAAAUGCUUUGGGUUUGACGGAAAGAUUUCCCAGUACCAAUGAUUUUAAACAAAUAAUUGACAAUUAUAAUGAUCUUUACAAAGAAUUAGAUAAUAAACUUGAAAUAAAAAAAGUAUUUGAAAAUUGGUUUCAAGUCGAUUGCAAACCAUUUAAAAAUGCUUUGUUAAAUACUAUUUGCAAAUGGGCAAAUUUAUUUAAAAAUCAUUUAUAUAAUUAUGUUUUAGACAGCAUAAGCGAACUAGAGGAAUUUAUAAUAGAAUCUGACGGUGUGCUACUGCUACCGGUCGAAGAAGGGGAUUAUGAUGCUUUAGUACGAGUCAUGGCAGUUUUAAAAAAAAUCAGAGAUAGACAAUUUGAAACGGACGAAAUGUUUAAACCAUUGCGAGAAACAAUAGAAUUACUUAAAACAUACGAAGUCGAAUUUUCCGAAGAAACUUAUAUUCAAUUACAAGAAUUGCCUGAUAAAUGGAACAAUUUGAAAAAAUUAGCAGUUGCAGUAAAACAAAUGAUUGCACCAUUAGUUGCAAAACAAGUGAAUAUAAUAAGAAAAAGAAUUAUGUUAUUCGAUUUGCGACAAAAUUUAUACAAAGAAGCAUUUAAAAAACUUCCAUUUUAUUCUUUUGAUUGUAAAAACAUUUACUCCAUUUUGGAUACCGUUAAUGAAGAAAUAUCAAAAAUGGAAACUUUGAGAGAUAAAAUAACAAAACAAGCUGAAUUAUUCGAAGUUAAUGUACCCGAAUUCCUUACUUUGAUUCAAGUUCGAAAAGAUUUAAAAUCUAUAAAAUUAUUAUGGGACUAUGUAAAUAUAAUAGAAGCUUGGUUUGUCGAAUGGAAAGCGACGUCGUGGAAAAAUAUCGAUAUUGAGGGAGUAGAUUUCGAAUGUAAAAGAUUCGGAAAAGAACUUCGCGGUUUAGAUAAAGAAGUUCGAUCGUGGAAUAAAUUGGGUAAUAAAGUUAACGUGAAGUUUGUCAUGACGGAUUCGACAACUUUGGCAGAUUUGAUAAAUCUCAAUUUACAUCAAUUUGAAGAAGAAGUAAAAACAAUUGUUGACAAAUCAGUGAAGGAAAUGGCUAUGGAAAAAACUUUGAAAGAAUUGGAAGUUACGUGGAAAAAUAUGGAAUUCGAAAAACAACAUCACGCAAGAACAAAUACGGCUAUUAUUGCGGCCAGUGAAGAAUUGAUAGAGAUUUUAGAAAACGAUCAAAAUCAAUUACAAAAUAUGAUGAGCUCUAAAUUCAUUGAUUAUUUCUACAAUGAAGUUUCGAGUUGGCAAAAUAAAUUAAGUAAUGCCGAUCAAGUAAUAACCGCAUGGAUGGAAGUGCAAAGAUCUUGGCAACAUUUGGAGUCGAUUUUUAUCGGGUCCGAAGAUAUAAGAUCUCAAUUACCAGAAGAUUCAAAAAGAUUUGAAGGAAUUGAUAGGACUUUUAAAGGUCUUUUAGCGAACAUGGUAAAAGAUUUAAAUGUUAUCAGAUCUACCAACAAGCCAGGAUUAAUACCACAAUUGGAAGAUUUGGAAAAACAAUUAGUCAUGUGCGAAAAAGCUUUAUCGAAUUAUUUGGAAACGAAAAGACUUGCUUAUCCACGAUUUUAUUUCGUGUCAUCAGCUGAUUUAUUAGAUAUAUUAUCAAACGGAAAUCAACCGGAAUUAGUUGGACGUCAUCUUCCCAAACUGUACGAUUCCAUAGGAAAAUUGAAAUAUCAAUCGGGAACAAAAUUCGCUAAAGGAAUGUAUGCCAAAGAUGGCGAAUAUGUUGAAUUUAAAGGCGUUUGCGAUUGCAGCGGAAAAGUUGAACAUUGGUUAAAUCGAGUUACGGAUAUAAUGAGGAAAACAUUACGAAUUUAUUUUAGUAAUGGCGUUGUAGCUUAUGACGAAAUGAGCAGAGAUCAAUUUUUAUUUGCGUUUCCUGCUCAAGUAGCACUUUGCGGUACUCAAAUAUGGUGGACGACAGAAGUUAACAUAGCUUUUGAAAGAUUAGAGGAAGGUUAUGAAAACGCACUAAAGGAUUAUAACAGAAAACAAAUAUAUCAGUUGAACGUAUUGAUUACUCUUUUAUGUGGGGAUUUAUCGAAAGGAGAUAGACAAAAAAUUAUGGCUGUUUGUACAAUUGAUGUACACUCAAGAGAUGUAAUCGCUAAAAUGAUAUUACAAAAAAUAGAAAGUUCUACAGCUUUUCAGUGGCAGUCUCAGCUGAGGCAUAGAUGGGAUUUAAAAGUAAAAGAUUGUUUCGGGAAUAUUUGUGACGCUCAAUUCCGCUACGAUUACGAAUAUUUGGGAUGUACCCCUCGUCUGGUCAUUACGCCAUUGACAGAUCGUUGUUAUAUUACCCUAACACAAUCUUUACAUUUAAUUAUGGGUGGUGCACCCGCGGGACCUGCAGGAACUGGAAAAACUGAAACCACGAAAGAUUUAGGCCGAGCUUUAGGUUUUAUGGUAUACGUAUUCAAUUGUUCAGAACAAAUGGACUAUAAGUCUUGUGGUAACAUAUAUAAAGGCCUGGCACAAACGGGAGCUUGGGGAUGUUUUGAUGAAUUUAAUAGAAUAUCAGUAGAAGUACUGUCGGUUGUAGCCGUGCAAGUAAAAAUUAUUCAGGACGCCAUUAAAACAAAAAAAAAUAAAUUCAACUUUUUAGGAGAAAUGAUUAAUUUAGUAUCAACAGUGGGUAUUUUCAUUACAAUGAAUCCUGGUUACGCUGGAAGAACGGAAUUGCCUGAAAAUUUAAAAGCAUUAUUCAGACCCUGUGCUAUGGUUGUACCUGACUUUGAAUUAAUCUGUGAAAUUAUGUUGGUUGCUGAAGGAUUUCAGGAGGCUCGAUUACUCGCUCGUAAAUUUAUCACUCUUUAUACGUUAUGUAGAGAAUUACUUUCCAAACAAGACCAUUACGAUUGGGGUUUAAGAGCUAUUAAAUCCGUGUUGGUGGUGGCUGGGUCAUUAAAGAGAGGUGACAGGUUACGACCAGAAGAUCAAGUAUUGAUGAGAGCUCUUCGAGAUUUUAAUAUUCCUAAAAUCGUUACUGAUGAUUUACCCAUAUUUAUGGGACUCAUUGGUGAUUUGUUUCCUGCUUUGGAUGUUCCCAGAAAGAGAGAUUUAGAUUUUGAAAAGGCAAUAAAAGGUGCAGCGUUAGAUUUAAAACUUCAACCGGAAGAUAAUUUUAUUUUAAAAUGUGUUCAAUUAGAAGAAUUAUUCGAUGUGAGACAUUCCGUAUUUAUCGUUGGAUUCGCUGGUACUGGAAAAAGUCAAGUUUGGAAAACUCUCAAUAGAACUUAUGCGAAUCAAAAAAAAAAACCUUGGUACAAUGAUUUGAAUCCAAAAGCUGUCACGAAUGACGAAUUGUUUGGUGUUAUUAAUCCUUCCACGCGAGAAUGGAAAGAUGGUUUAUUUUCGGUUAUUAUGAGAGAUCAAGCAAAUAUGGCUGGUUAUGGACCCAAAUGGAUAGUUUUAGACGGUGAUAUCGAUCCAAUGUGGAUUGAAUCAUUAAACACUUUAAUGGACGAUAAUAAAGUACUGACUUUGGCUAGUAACGAAAGAAUCGCUUUAACUCCUUCAAUGAGAUUACUUUUUGAAAUUUCAAAUUUAAGAACUGCUACACCUGCAACCGUUUCAAGAGCUGGUAUUCUGUACAUAAAUCCUCAAGAUUUGGGAUGGAGCCCUUUUGUUGCCAGUUGGUUAGAUACCAGAACAAGCCAAUCGGAAAUAGCUCAAUUAAAUGUAUUGUUUGACAAAUACGUAACACCUUGCUUGGAAACCUUAAAGACAAAAUUUAAAAAAAUAACACCAUUACCGGAAAUUAAUCAUAUUCAAAUGUUAUGUCACUUAUUGGAUUAUCUUCUUAUACCUGCUAAUGUACCCAACGAUUGUCCCAAAGAAUGGUAUGAAAUUUAUUUUGCUUGGGCUUGCGUUUGGGCAUUCGGAUCAUCAAUGUUUCAAGAUCAGUUAAUAGAUUGGAGAAACGAAUUUAACAAAUGGUGGGUGAACGAAUUUAAAGUUGUUAAAUUUCCGACGGCGGGUACAAUUUUUCAUUAUUUUAUUGAUCAAGAAACGAAAAAAUUUUUACCGUGGACGGAAAAAGUUGUUCAUUAUGAAUUCGAUCCUGAUGUUCCGCUACAAUGUACUCUAGUUAAUACAUCUGAAACGACUAGAUUAAGAUAUUUCAUGGAUAUUUUUACUGCUGUCAAAAUUCCAAUCAUGUUUGUCGGAAGUGCAGGAUCUGGAAAAAGUGUAAUAGUAGCUGAUAAAAUAGACAAUCUACCUGAAUCUUACGCUGUGACUAAAGUUCCGUUUAAUUUUUACACCACUUCCGAAAUGUUGCAAAAAAUGUUAGAAAAACCGCUGGAGAAAAAAGCUGGACGAAAUUAUGGUCCUCCUGGAAACAAACGUAUGAUUUAUUUUAUCGAUGAUAUGAACAUGCCAGAGGUUGAUGCUUAUGGCACCGUACAACCACACACACUCAUUAGACAACACAUAGAUUACAAUCAUUGGUACGAUAGGGUAAAAUUAACGCUAAAAGAAAUUCACAAUUGUCUAUACGUUUCUUGUAUGAAUCCGACAGCUGGAAGUUUUACUAUUGAUCCUCGGUUACAAAGACAUUUUGCCGUAUUUGCAGUCAGUUUACCCUCUGGCGAUGCAUUAUUUAGCAUCUUCGAAAAAAUUUUGUCCGGUCAUCUGGGUUAUCCUGGUUCAAAAUUUAAUCCUGCACUUCUUAAAUCCGUAUCGAAUUUAGUUAGCGUAGCUCUACAGCUUCACCAAAAGAUGAGUCAAACAUUUUUACCGACGGCUAUUAGAUUUCAUUACGUAUUUAACAUGCGUGACUUGUCAAAUAUUUUUCAAGGCAUACUUUUUUCUACUCCUGAAUGUUUACCUACUCCUGCAUCCCUUAUAAAGCUUUGGUUGCAUGAAGUUAAUAGAGUUUACUGCGAUAAAUUAAUUGAUGAAAAAGAUAUAAAAACGUUUCAAUCUCUCGUAUUGGAAAUAACUCGAAAAGGGAUUGAAGAAUUUAAUGAGCAUGAAGUGUUUGUUAAUCCUUUAAUGUAUUGUCAUUUUGCUGAGGGUAUAGGAGAAUCGAAAUACCUACCAGUUGAUUCUUGGGCUUCCAUGAAUAAACUUCUCGAAGAAGCUUUAUCUCAAUAUAACGACUUAAUUGCGGCCAUGAAUUUGGUCUUGUUUGAGGAUGCGAUGCAUCAUAUUUGCAGAAUUAAUAGAAUUUUAGAAGCUCCAAGAGGUAAUGCUUUAUUAGUAGGAGUAGGAGGUUCCGGAAAACAAUCUCUUUCCAGAUUAGCAUCGUUUAUAUCAUCACUCGAAGUAUUUCAAAUACAAUUAAAGAAAGGAUAUUCUUUGGCUGACUUAAAGGCGGAUGUUUCUGUUCAAUAUAUAAAAGCAGGAUUAAAAGGAAUGGGUAUUGUUUUUCUCAUGACCGACGCUCAAGUAGCAGAAGAAAAAUUUUUAGUCGUUAUAAAUGAUUGUUUAGCAUCCGGUGAAAUUUCUGAAUUAUUCCCCGAUGAUGAAGUCGAUAACUUAAUUAACACCAUAAGAACUGAAGUAAAAACUGCAGGGAUCAUAGAUACGAAAGAAAAUUGUUGGAAAUAUUUCAUUGAUAAAGUACGAAGAUUAUUAAAAGUAGUUUUGUGUUUCUCUCCCGUCGGAUCAACUCUUCGUGUUCGAUCCCGGAAAUUCCCAGCUGUGGUCAACUGCACCGCAAUCGAUUGGUUUCACGAAUGGCCUUAUGAGGCACUUCUUUCAGUGUCUCUCAGAUUUCUUGAGGAGUUGGAAGCUCUACCUGCAAAACUUCGUCCAUCUGUGUCAAAAUUCAUGGCAAAUACGCAUACAAGCGUGAAUCAAAUGUCACAAAUUUACCUAACUAAUGAAAGACGUUAUAAUUAUACUACGCCAAAAUCAUUUUUGGAACAAAUCAGUUUGUAUUUUAAAUUAUUAAAUGAAAAAAAUAAAGCGAAUCUUGACAGAAUUCAAAAACUCGAAAAUGGUUUGACGAAAUUAGUCAGCACAUCUGUACAGGUGGAUGGAUUGAAAAAAGUUCUUGCCGCUCAAGAAAUUGUCUUAGGUGAAAAAAAUGCUGCUGCCGAUGCUUUAAUUACGGUUGUCGGAGCGGAAAGUGAAAAAGUUUCAAAAGAAAAAGCGAUCGCUGCGGAAGAAGAAGAAAAAGUCAGAGCCAUUGAAGAGGACGUAUCUGCAAAACAAAAAGUUUGCGAAGAAGAUUUAGCUAAAGCCGAACCCGCUUUAUUGGCUGCUCAGGCUGCUUUGGAUACUUUGGAUAAAACAAAUUUAACUGAAUAUAAAUCUUUUGGUACGCCUCCUCCUGGAACAGACGAAGUAGCGGCUGCCGUAAUGGUAUUAUUUGCUCCAAAAGGUAAAAUUCCAAAAAUGCAAGAUCGAAAUUGGAAAAAUUGCAAGAUAAUGAUGUCAAAAGUAGACACAUUUUUAGAUCAACUUAAACAUUACGAUAAAGAAAAUAUGCAACCGGAAGCAGUUAAAGCAGUUCAAUAUUAUAUAGAUAAACCUGAUUUCGAUCCUGAAAGAAUUAAAACAAAAUCUCAAGCUGCUGCAGGACUCUGCUCGUGGGUUAUUAACAUAAUAAAAUUUUAUGACGUAUACGUAUACGUCGAACCCAAAAGGCAAGCUUUGAUGAAAGCUAACAAAGAUUUGCAAGAAGCUCGAGAUAAAUUAAAAUUUUUAAAAGAAAAACUAGUUGAUCUAGAAGAAAAAUUGGGAAAACUUACAUCUGAAUUCGAUUCAGCCAUGGCGGCAAAAAUGAAAUGUCAAGCCGAAGCAGAUGCAACGGCUUUAACAAUAAAUUUAGCCAAUAGAUUAGUCGGAGGUUUAGCUUCUGAAAAUAUUCGUUGGAGACAAUCAGUAUCAAAUUUAAAAUCUGUCGGAGAAACUUUGCCGGGAGAUGUUCUUCUUGUAACCGCUUUCAUUUCUUACGUUGGUUGUUUUAACAAACGUUAUAGAAUUGAUUUAAUGGAAAAAAAUUGGAUACCAUUCAUUAAAACACCGAAAAUUCCCGUUAUGGAAGAAUCCGAUCCUUUAUCGUUAUUAAUUGACGAUGCCAUAAUAGCAAAAUGGAACAAUGAAGGUCUACCGAAUGAUAGAAUGUCAAUUGAAAAUGCGACGAUUUUAGUUAAUUCAGCAAGAUGGCCGUUAAUGAUUGAUCCACAACUUCAAGGUAUAAAAUGGAUAAAAAAUAAAUACGGAGAAGACCUUAAAGUAAUUCGACUCGGUCAAAAAUCAUAUUUAGAUAUAAUUGAGAAUUCAAUAAGCGAAGGAGAUACGGUUUUGAUCGAGUACAUAGGAGAAUCCGUUGACGCAGUUUUAGAACCUCUUUUAAGUCGUGCUCUUAUAAGAAAAGGACGAGCUAUUAAAAUAGGAGAUAAAGAAGUUGAUUUUAAUCCAAAUUUUAGAUUAAUCCUUCAGACUAAACUUGCUAAUCCUCAUUAUAAGCCGGAAAUGCAAGCUCAAACGACUUUAAUUAAUUUUACGGUGACGAAAGAUGGUUUAGAAGAUCAAUUGCUGGGUGGAGUGGUUAAAGCUGAAAGACCAGAUUUGGAAGAACUCAAAACGGAACUCACACAACAGCAAAACACAUUUAAGAUAACGUUAAAAUUUUUAGAAGAUGAUCUUUUAUACAGGUUGAGUUCUGCAGGUGAUGAUAUUUUAAGUGAUGUGGCUUUAGUCGAAAAUCUCGAAACGACUAAAAAAACGGCAGAUGAUAUCAUCGUCAAAGUUGCCGAAGCUAAAAUCACUUCUGUUAAAAUCGAUGAAGCUAGAGAACAUUAUAGACCUGUUGCAACGAGAGCAUCGCUGUUGUAUUUUGUACUCAAUGAUUUAUGUAAAAUCAAUCCCAUGUAUCAAUUUUCAUUAAAGGCUUUUACCAUAGUUUUUCUAAAAGCUUUAGCAACAACAGAAAAAGCAACAAAUUUGAGAAACAGAGUUUCUAAUCUAAUAGAAACUGUUACUUACAAUGUAUUUAUGUAUACCAGUCGAGCUUUAUUUGAAGCCGACAAAUUAAUUUUUAAAGCUCAAAUGGCUAUACAAAUAUUAUUAGAUGCAAAAGAAGUAGAACCGGAAGUGUUGGAUUUUUUGCUUCGAUUUCCAGCUAAUCCAAAUGUAUAUUCUCCAGUUGAUUUUUUGACUCAUUUAGGUUGGGGAGGCGUAAAAACAUUAUCGAAUCUUAGCGAAUUCAAAAAUUUAGAUAAAGAUAUUGAGGGUUCGGCUAAAAGGUGGAAAAAGUUUGUGGAAAGUGAAAAACCGGAAAGGGAAAAACUACCGCAAGAAUGGAAAAAUAAAACGGCUUUACAAAGAUUGUGCAUUAUGAGAUGUUUGCGACCCGAUAGAAUGAUUUACGCUGUGGGAACUUUUAUCGAAGAAAAAUUGGGUCUUCGUUUUGCCGAAGCCAGAUCUAUUGAAUUUGCAAAAUCUUACGAAGAAUCAAGCAGUGAAACCCCAAUUUUCUUCAUUUUAUCUCCCGGAGUGGAUCCUCUUAAAGAUGUGGAAAAGUUAGGAAAAAAAUUAGGAUACACGAUGGAUAAAAAGAAUUUCCAUAAUGUCUCAUUAGGUCAAGGACAAGAAACGGUUGCUGAAGAAGCGAUGGAAACUUCUAGUCGAAAUGGACAUUGGGUCAUAUUACAAAAUGUUCAUCUGGUUAAAAAUUGGUUGCCUACGUUAGAAAAAAAAAUGGAACAAUGUAUGGAAGGAGCUAAUGAAAAUUACAGAUUGUACAUAUCGGCUGAACCUGCACCGAGUGAAGAAUUUCAUAUUAUUCCUCAGGGUAUUUUGGAAUCGGCGAUAAAAAUAACAAACGAACCUCCAACGGGAAUGCUUGCUAACAUCCAUAAAGCUCUGGAUAAUUUCACGCAAGAAACAUUUGAUAGUUGUUCGAAAGAAGCUGAAUUUAAAGGGAUUUUAUUUGCUUUGUGUUAUUUUCAUGCUGUCGUUGCUGAAAGAAGAAAAUUCGGAUCUCAAGGAUGGAACAGAGUUUAUCCGUUUAAUAACGGAGACUUGACCAUCAGCGUUAGCGUAUUGUAUAAUUACCUGGAAAACAAUUCGAAAAUUCCAUGGGAAGAUUUAAGGUAUUUGUUUGGUGAAAUUAUGUACGGAGGACACAUUACCGAUGAUUGGGAUAGAAGAUUAUGUCGAACUUAUUUAGAAGAAUUUAUGAGACCUGAAUUGCUGGACGGUGAUUUGUAUUUUGCACCUGGAUUUUUAGCUCCACCAAAUUCAGAUUUUGUCGGUUAUCACAAUUACAUUGACGAUGCACUUCCUUCGGAGAGUCCAAGUCUCUACGGAUUACAUAUUAAUGCCGAAAUUGGAUUUUUAACGACGCUAUCAGAAAACAUGUUUAGAGUCAUUUUUGAAAUGCAACCGAGAGAUGCUGGAUCUGGUGAUGGAGCAAAAAUGACUAAAGAAGAAAAGUUAAAAAUAAUAUUAGACGACAUUUUGGAUAAAGCUCCGGAAGAAUUUAAUAUGAUAGACAUAAUGGGAAAAGUCGAAGACAAAACUCCAUACAUAUUAGUCGCCUUCCAAGAACUCGAAAGAAUGAAUAUUUUAUUUAGAGAAAUAAAAAGAUCUUUAAAAGAAUUAGAUUUAGGACUUAAGGGUGAACUUACUAUAUCAACUGAUAUGGAAACGCUCAUGACUACUUUGUUUCUGGAUCAAAUACCACCAGCUUGGGCAAAAAGAGCUUAUCCUUCUUUGCUCCCGUUAGGAGCCUGGUAUGCAGAUUUAAUUGUUCGACUUAAGGAAUUAGAAACUUGGGCUCAAGAUUUUAACCUUCCAGCAGCUGUUUGGUUAGCUGGAUUUUUUAAUCCCCAAUCAUUUUUAACGGCUAUUUUGCAAAGCACAGCGCGGAAAAACGAAUGGCCUUUAGAUAAAAUGUGCCUACAUUGCGAAGUAACCAAAAAAGUCAGAGAAGAAUUCACGGGGCCACCUCGUGAAGGUGCUAAUAUUUGGGGAUUGUAUAUGGAAGGUGCUCGUUGGGAUACAUCAUCCGGCGGAAUUGUAGAAUCCAAAGUAAAAGAAUUAUUUCCGACAAUGCCGGUUAUAUACAUAAAAGCAAUUACUCAGGAUAAACAAGAUUUAAGAGGAUUAUACGAAUGUCCAGUUUAUAAAACCAGGCAAAGAGGACCAACUUACGUUUGGACAUUUAAUUUAAAAACGAAACAAAAACCCGCCAAAUGGACUUUGGCUGGCGUAGCACUAUUGUUAGGAAUUUAA